UUUUGUUCCAUCUUCUUCCUCUCUUUUGAUCCAUCCUCUUCCUUUCUUUCUUCCUCUGUGUGAACCAAGCAACUACUUGCUUCCCUUAAACCCAACUGAUUUAGGUUCAAGGGAACCCAAUAGUUGGGUUCAAGAAACCUAGCAGAUGGGUUCCAUUGAACCCGAGCUGGGUUUGACAAAACCUAGUGGUUGGGUUCCAUCAAACCCAGCAGAUUUGGGUUCGACAGAACCCAAUUGCUGGGUUCAGUGGAAGCCAUUUGCUGGGUUCAGUGGAAGCUAUUUGCUAGGUUCCUCAAACCUGACGAACCUAGCAAAUCUGGGUUUGAUGGAACCCAAUGGCUGGGUUAUUUGUUGCAAAUGAGCAAUUGAGUUUAUGCAAAUUGCAGGUUGUGAGGGAUUCUUGAGAUUCUUUUGCUUUAUAUUUCCUAACUAUUGUCUAAAUGAUUUUAACAUUCAAAUUGGAAAGAAUAUCGUUGAUGUUGGAAAGAACAGAAGCAGUGACCAAUGGGCAAAUAAGCAAUUUUCAAUGGGUUUCCAUUUGCUUGGCUAGAAAAGUGUACAAUUUGGGCGUUUGGAUGCUUAAAAAUUGGUUUCAAUCAGUGUUUUGGAAUAAAUAUUGUAUUAAUAG
This is a messenger RNA of Rubroshorea leprosula, 628 nucleotides long. The record is from the annotation of a GenBank genome assembly. NCBI's taxonomy places the organism in Eukaryota, Viridiplantae, Streptophyta, Magnoliopsida, Malvales, Dipterocarpaceae.